Effrenium voratum is the source of this 1848-nucleotide messenger RNA. Lineage: Eukaryota; Dinophyceae; Suessiales; Symbiodiniaceae. The record is from the annotation of a GenBank genome assembly.
UCUCUACUGGAGGACCUAGACAAGGGGUAGCCUCGCUCGACUGCAGCGUUCGGGCUCAUGGCAAAAGUGCCUUGGGCGGAGCGGCACCGGCCGCGGCACCUGGGGGAGGUGGUGGGCAACACCGAGCAGGUGCGGAAGCUGGCGGAGUGGCUGCGGGACUGGGAUGACGUGGUCCUCAAGGGCAAGAAGAAGGAGGUCCAGGACCCCAAGCGCUUCGUCCCGGAGAACCUGAACGCUGCGGCGUGCUUGGUCAGCGGGCCGCCGGGCAUUGGCAAGACCACCACCUGCGCCUUGGUGGCCCGGUGUUCCCGGUACAACGUCAUGGAGUUCAACGCCUCAGAUGCCCGAAGCAAGUUGGUCAUUGACUCCAUGACCAACUCCCUGGCUGGGAACCAGACCUUGACCUUCGCGAAGAACGCCAAGGGCCCGCUGCAGCGCAGCGUCAUCAUCAUGGACGAGUGCGACGGCAUGGCCGGGGGCGACAAGGGUGGCAUCCAGGCACUCAUCAAGCUCAUCCAGCAAACCAAAAGCCCAGUGAUCUGCAUUUGCAACGACCGCAGCGAUGCCUCGGUGCGGCAGUUGGCGAGCCACUGCUACGACUUGAAGUUUCGGAAGCCGGAGAACGUGCAGGUGGCCAAGCGCAUCACCGGCAUCCUCCGGGGCGAGGGACGGAAAGUGGAGAUCACGGCUGUGGAGGCGGUGGUGGAGGCAUGUGGCCAGGACAUUCGCCAGGUCAUCAACCACCUGCAGUUCUUCGGCACAGGGCCUGCCAGCAGCGGAAAAGACGCGCAGCUCACAGUGACGCCCUUCGACGCGUGCUCCAGGCUGCUGUCCCACCACCGGGAACGCCUCACCUUGGAGCAGAGGAUGGACAUGUACUUUGUGGACUCAGAGUUUGUCCCCAUGCUCCUUCAGGAGAACUACCUGCGGCCUCACGAGAGGCGCUCGCAGCAAGCGGAGGCCUUGGAGCGCGCCGCGCGGGCGGCGGAGCUCAUCGCCACCGCGGACGGCCUGUCUGGAAAUUUCGAGACCAUGGGCAGCGCGGCCUUUUUGGGCACUGUGUACCCUUCUGCGCUCAUGGCGGGGGAGGAGGUGUUCAGCAAGCCCUCCUUCCCGACAUGGCUUCAGAAGCUGGCGUCCAUGAACAAGAACCAUCGCCUGGUGCAUGAGCUGAGCGCCAAGGUCCGCAGAGUCACUACCUGUGGCCAGGACUUUGUGCUCUCAUACCAGGAUGUGCUGCAUCGGAAGAUGCUGAAACUCCUGCAGCAGGGCCGGCCCAAAGACUGUGCGGAGGCCUUGCACCGCCACGGCCUGACGCGGGACUUCUUCACGGAGUCCCCAGCCUUUCGCCAACCGCUGCACCUGGAGGACAACUACAAGAAGGUGGAUGUCCAAGUCCGCACGCGGCUGCUGCACGAGUUUCAGAACCUGACGCAGCAGGUCGCAGCGCCCAAGCGCCGGAAGAAACAAGAAGAGGAUGGUCCCAGAAGACGCUUUGCAGACUCGCAGACGCAGGAGCAGACACAGGACGUGGCGAUGGAGGCUGCGGAAGAGGAUGAUGAGAUCUUUGGCUUGGUGAAGAAGAAAACUGGCAAUGCCAAGCCAAAGAAGUCCCUCAAGGACAAGGAGCAAGACAUGAGCAAGUGCUCUUUGCGGUCUUGGCGGCCGGUCAAGGUCACAACUACACAACAGGUGGAGGCCAAACCCCUGUUGGUGAUGAAGUACAUUGAGGGCCACACCUGCUCAGUGCGCCGAAAAAUCCACAUGAAAGAGAUCCUGGGCAGCUGGAACAUGUUCUGAGCGCUGAGAGGCAGUAAGCAAAAACUGGGAGGCGACUUGAAGUUCGAA